Molecule: messenger RNA, 3964 nt
Organism: Rosa chinensis
Lineage: Eukaryota; Viridiplantae; Streptophyta; Magnoliopsida; Rosales; Rosaceae
Product: disease resistance protein RUN1
Exons: 5
Coding region: 1-3186 (1061 amino acids)
Biological process (GO): defense response
Molecular function (GO): ADP binding; protein binding
Source: RefSeq, a predicted model, not a curated record
AUGGGUGGUAUCGGCAAGACCACGCUUGCCGAUGCUGUAUAUCAUGGACUCUCUUCUAAAUUCGAAGCUCACUGUUUUCUUGCAAAUGUUAGGGAAGAAUCUGGCUCCAGCGUACCAAAGUCCUUUCUUGAUGAUGUGAAUGAUUCGGUCCAAUUAGAAUUUUUAGCCGGAGAUCAAGUUCCAUUUGGCCCAGGAAGUAGAAUAAUUAUAACAACUCGAGAUACGCAACCAGUUAAGGAGACUCUACUAGUGAAAAAAGACCAUGAUGUUAAGAUAUACAAGGUGGAGGAAUUAAAUGGUGUUGAAUCUCUUCAGCUCUUCCGUUCAAAUGCUGACACACAUUCUACAGAAAAUUCAGAAAUUUUAGAGCAGGUGGUAGAUUAUGCUGCAGGCAUUCCAUUAGCCCUUAACAUUUUGCGUUCACUCCUUCGGUCCAAGAGCAAAGAAGAACAGGAGCUGUUGUGGGAAAAAUUGAAAAAGUUUCCCAACGAAAAACUUCAGAAAGUGUACAGAGCAAGUUAUGAUGGAUUAGAAAGAAAUGAGAGGGAGAUAUUCCUUGAUAUUGCAUGUUUUCACAAAAGGGUGAAACUUAGUGAAUCAAAAAGAGUUUUAGCUGCCUGUGGUUUAUUUCCGGAUGAUGGAAUUGGAAUUCUCAUCGAUAUGUCUCUCAUAUCAAUUAAAGACAACUGCAUAUGGAUGCACGAUGUGAUUCAAGAAAUGGGUUGGGAGAUUGUCCGCCAAGAAAGUACUCAAAACCCGAGAGAGCGCAGUAGGUUGCACAGUGAUGAGGAUGUCCGUCAUGUAUUGAAAAGGAAUAUGGGAACUACCAGAGUACAAAGCAUUUCCAGCAUAAAUUGUGCUUACAGAAUCAUAAUGUUGGAUCCUCAAGCUUUCACAGGGAUGCAUAACUUGAGAUUCCUUGUGCUUGAUAAACAUAUGCAUCUUGAUGACAAGGCAAAUUUAGAGUAUCUGCCCGGUGUCCUUCAAUUUCUACGUUGGGUUCACUACCCUUUGAAAUCUUUGCCAUCAAAGUUUUCUCCAGACAAUCUUGUUGAGCUUCAUAUGCCCUUGAGCAAACUCAAGAGACUUUGGGAAAAAGGCCAGAUUCCUAAGAACUUGAAAAGGAUCGAUCUUAGUUACUCCUUGGACCUAGCUGAUGUUGGAGAGCUGUCAAAUUGUGUAAACAUUGAGAGUAUAAAUCUUCGAGGCUGUACAAGUUUGGUUCAAGUUCCGGAUUUGUCAAAGUGUGUAUACAUUAAGGAUAUAGAUCUCCGAGACUGCAAAAGAUUGGUUCAAGUUCCAGACCUGGCAAAGAGUCCAAACAUUGGGAGUGUAGAUCUUUAUAGAUGUGCAGAAUUGGUUCGAGUUCCUUCAUACUUUCAAAAUUUUACCAAGCUUACUCAUCUGAAUUUGGGAUUUUGCUCGAAGAUUAGUGUUCUGCCAAAGUUACCAAGCGAGAUGGAGUUCUUAGAUUUAAGUGAUACUGCAGUAGAAGAAUUGCCUCCAUCAAUUUUUUCUCUUGAAAAACUUCUUACAUUGAAUCUUCGUUACUGUAGUUCCAUUAAGAAUCUUUCAAGCAGUCCAUGGAAGAUGAAAUCCCUCAAUCAUCUUUUGUUGAGAGGGACAAAUAUAGAAACAGUGCCCUCUUCGUCAUUCGUGUGUAUGACUGGGAUCAUUUCACUUGAGCUGAGAGAUUGUCAUCACCUUGUCAGUCUCCCAAUGGACAUUUGUAAGUUGAAAUCUCUUGAGAGACUUGAUCUCUCUGGUUGCCAUAGUUUCACAAACUUUCCGGAAAUUGCAGAGCGUAUGGAACAUCUGGAGUAUCUUAAUUUAAGUGGGACGAAAAAUGAAGAGCUGCCGUCAUCGGUUGGGAAUCUUGUUGGGCUCAAGACAUUAGAUUUAACUUACUGCACAAGCCUUGAAUCACUCCCAAACAGCUUCGGCAAUUUAAACAUUCUCGAGUGGUUCUCAUUUCGUGGCUGUAAGAAGCUAGAAGAAAUUCCCGAUUGCUUUACAAGCUUUCCUGCAUUGCAAGUCUUAGAUUUAAGUGAAACCAUGAUUGAGACCAUACCUCCCACCAUCAAACAAGUUUUUGGGCUCAAGUCUCUGCUACUAGAUCCGUGCGAGCGGCUUCAAUCUUUGCCAGUGCUCCCAUGUCUUCUAGAAGACUUGGAGGCACAGGGGUGCAAGAGACUUGAGACAUUGUCAGUUUCAGUGACUGCACAGACACAAGGUUUGGAUCAAAUACUUUCAGGGGAAAGGACCGAGGCCCAUUCAUUUCUUGGUUGCAAUAAUUUGGAUAACAAUUCAAGGAGUAACAUAACGGAUGAUGCACACAUCAGAAUUAUGCGAAUGGCAACUGCUUGUAAUCUUAAACGUUUAUCAUAUGGUCAUGUAGAGUUAAUGUGUCCGGGAAAUGAAAUUCCAAAAUGGUUUAGCUGUCGAACGGAGGGAUCUUCAAUGAAUAUUAAGCUUCCUCUGCAUUGGUCUGAUGACUCAAACUUCUUGGGUAUUGCUCUCUGCUCUGUUUGCUCUGUUUCUGCAACCAAUGAAGAUCUCUAUCCUCCCGGGUAUCAAUGUGAGAUGAUUCUCAAAACCAACAGUGGUGAAACCCAUACUGUCAAUUUGGGACAUACAAGGGAGUACCGGACCGAUGACCCGACCGCUGAAACAGAUCACGUGUUGGUGUGGUAUGAUACAGGCCGUGUAAUUUCAGAUGAAGCAAAAUGGUCUUCGGAAGCCUUUUUUGAGUUCUAUACAGAAGUUGAUUGUAAACGGUUAAAUGACAUGAAAAGGUGUGGGGUCUGCUUUCUGUAUGCCCAAGGCCAAGAUGAUGAUGCUCUGAAAUUUGAAGUCAUUCCCCCACAAGAAGUUAUUACUAGUUUACUACAACUAGGAGCCGCCACAGCCGCUUUGAGGAUGAAACUAGAGGAGGUCAAAUGUGGAGACACUGCGGCCGCUUUGAGGAUGAAGCUAGUGGAAGUCAAAUGUCAGGACAUCGCAGCCGCUUUGGGGAUGAAACUAGCGAAAAUCAAAUCUGGGAACACCGCUGCCGCUUUGGGGAUGAAGCUGGUGGAAAUCAAAUGUCUGGUCACUUUGAUACUGGAAGUGAAACUUAUGGUUACUAAGAUAGUGGAAGCGAACCUUUUACUUGAACAAUCUUGCAAUGGAGCUUCGAAAACCUGAAUCAAGGUUUUCAGAAUUGUCAACUGGUUUUCGCGACUACAUUUUUCUGCAUCCUGUUUGUGUUGAUUUCUAUAACAUAGAGAGCGAAACAAGUAGCUUCCCUUGACAUUUUUGUGUUUGAGAGCAGCCCUUCUUUGCUUGCAGCUCAAGACAAAGAUUUCAGGACCUUCUUUGUCUAAUCUCUUGUCCAAAGGAAUAUAUGGAGCCCAGUCUAUCUUCAAUCUCUUCAUCGGAAUUAUCUCUUCCAUUUUUCCCUCUCUUAAAACAAGUCCAAGCUCAUUGGAAGGCGGAGAAGCCGAAACAACGGCCACCAACACAGGGAUAAAAGCAACCACUUCUCUUUUAACCAUGGCCUCCUCCGUGGAGCCGAAUCGAUAAACGCUGCUGCUCUUCUUGUACAGCUUUCCUCCUUCUUCGAGUGCUUCUUCAAUAUUCGAGAAAUCCCACUUGAAAGAAUGGUAGAGUGGCGAGUCCAAAACAGACCUCGGUGUCCCAGCCGGAAAGGCAGCCUUCCAUAGACCCUCCAGGCUCUGGGGAAACUCCGAGUACUCGGCAUGUCGGGGCUUCACCUGCUUUCACAUUGGCUGAACGGCGUUUUCAACCUCUAGUUCCUUCAACGCCUUUUUCUUCAUCGCUAUUAGAAGUUGAUUAAAGACAAUUACUUGUGAUAGUCAAAGUCGAGAAAGUGAGCAGCGGCCGAACAAGAAAAUUAUUUCUGGAGGGGCCAAAAAAAUAAUAAAUAAUUAUUUAUAAAAAAUACAUAAAAUAUAUUUAUUCU